Molecule: messenger RNA, 1317 nt
Organism: Drosophila subobscura
Lineage: Eukaryota; Metazoa; Arthropoda; Insecta; Diptera; Drosophilidae
Gene: Bcs1
Product: mitochondrial chaperone BCS1
Exons: 1
Coding region: 11-1297 (428 amino acids)
Biological process (GO): mitochondrial respiratory chain complex III assembly; protein insertion into mitochondrial inner membrane from matrix
Cellular component (GO): mitochondrial inner membrane
Molecular function (GO): ATP binding; ATP hydrolysis activity
Source: RefSeq, a predicted model, not a curated record
CUUAGAUGAUAUGGCCUUUACCGAACUUUUGUCAAGUUUAUCAACAAAUCCAUAUUUUGGUGCUGGCUUCGGUUUGUUUGGAAUCGGCGCAAGUGCUGCAAUAUUAAGGAAAGGCCUUCAAGGGGGAAUAAUACUCUUUCGUCGACAUUUGAUGAUAACUUUAGAAGUUCCCUGCAGAGAUAAAUCAUAUCAGUGGCUAUUAAAAUGGAUAACAAUUAAAGGAGCCCGCAAAACGCAGCAUUUAAGUGUAGAAACAAACUUUAUCCAAAACGAUAAUGGCAAAAUACUAACCAGCUAUGAUUUUAUACCAAGUAUUGGAAAACAUAUAUUUAAAUACAAAGGAAAUUGGAUUCAAGUGGAGCGGACUAGAGAGCAGCAAACAUUAGACUUGCACAUGGGAGUGCCCUGGGAAUCGGUGACAUUAACAGCAUUUGGAAGCAAUAAACAAAUUUAUUCUGAUAUCUUGGAUGAAGCCCGUUAUUUGGCUUUAGAAGCAACCGAUGGUAAAACUGUUCUGUAUACGGCUAUGGGCGCAGAGUGGAGGCCGUUUGGUCAUCCUCGACGACGUCGUCCUACAGGCUCAGUAGUAUUAGAUCGUGGAGUUUCUAAAAAGAUUAUUGACGAUUGCAAUGACUUUAUUAAAAGUUCUAUGUGGUAUACUCAACGUGGGAUUCCCUAUCGACGUGGAUACUUACUUUAUGGACCCCCAGGUUGCGGAAAAUCGAGUUUCAUAACUGCUUUGGCAGGAGAAUUAGAAUAUAGCGUUUGUUUGCUGAAUUUAUCGGAAAGAGGCCUUACCGAUGAUCGACUUAACCAUCUUAUGAAUGUAGCACCAGAACAAUCCAUAAUUUUGCUUGAAGAUAUUGAUGCUGCAUUCGCUUCCCGGGAGACAACAUUGCAACAAAAGUCUGCAUACGAUGGCAUUAACCGAAUAACAUUUAGUGGAUUGUUAAACUGUUUGGAUGGGGUUGGUUCUACCGAAGCUAGAAUUGUUUUUAUGACAACUAAUUAUUUAGAUCGCUUAGAUCCCGCAUUAAUACGGCCUGGCAGAAUUGAUGUAAAGGAAUUUAUAGGCCAUUGUACUCAAUAUCAACUAGAAGAAAUGUUUAAAAACUUUUUCGAGAACGCUGAAGCCUUAAGCUCUGUAGAAUUUGCGCAGCGUGUUAAAGCUUUUUGCCGUCCCGUAAGUCCAGCUCAGAUUCAAGGUUUUUUUAUGAAACAUAAAUUAUCUUCGCCAGAAACUGUUAUUAAUUGUGUUGAAGAUAUUUGGGAGAAUUCUGUAAACAUUAAUAAAUAAACUCAUUUUUGUAACGACAA